CUGCUCUCUGAAACACGUGCGUGAAAAAUGCGAGUGAAUAAAAAAGUUUUGUGGGCUAAGUUACAAGUGACAUAAACAGUAUUUUACGACUCGGCCUAGUUUAGGCUUCGAGUGAAGUAAACAAUUUUGAUUUACUCUUCAAAAUUCGUUAGUUCAUUAAUCAAAAAAGGACAAAGUUAUUGAUAAUCUGCCGCUCAUAUUCUAGUCGGCAGUGCCGCAUCAGCUGGCCUGCGAGAGCACGUGGCCCUAAUCUCUUCACUAUACUGUGUGUAAAAAAUAUUUUUCAACAUGCCUAAAGUGGAAGUAGAUACGGCCCAUCGGUUCGUACCGUUCUCCAAAAGGGUCCAUGACAUAGAUGUCAAUAUUUUUCAUAAAGUCAAGCAUCGCAAUGAAGAGGUUCCUGAUAAGGUUGAAUCAUAUUUCUACCAGCAAGUCCAAGAGGAAAACUUUCUCAAUCUUGCUGAAAAUUAUUUGAAUUUUCGUAAAGAAGUUUCGCACAUAGUUACUCUUCCACAACUUCUUGUUUGUAAAGAACACGUUAUAAAUACUUUAUUGAAGUAUUUAAAGUUAAAAGAUCCAUUGUGUUUGGAAAGUAUUUUUAGAAUACUACUUGCUGUUGCUAAAGAUUUAGAAGACGAGUUUUAUCCAUACUUUCCAGAUUUUUUGGCAGCGAUUAUAGAUUUAUUAAAUGUCAAAGAUGCUGAUCAGCUCGAAUAUACUUUUAGAACUCUUGCAUAUCUCUUUAAAUACCAAUGGCGUUACAUGAUCAAAAAUAUUGACAAAAUCUUCUAUUUACUGGUUCCUUUACUGGCAGAAUCAUACCCAGCUUAUAUCAACAAUUUUGCUGCUGAAGGUUUUGCUUUUGUAGUAAGAAAAGUUAAAGAUAAACCUGCAUUUCUUCAAUUAGUUAUUGAAGCUCUAGAAGAACAACAAAAUAAAGUUGUUGGAUGUGGAAAAUUAUUUUAUCAUGUUUUAGUAGGUACUCCUGGACAUUUUCACUCAUGUGCCGAAACCAUGUUAAGUAUUUAUUUUGAUGCCCUUGAAAAUACACCUUCACAUCAACAAUUACAUUUCCAAGUACUUACAACUGUUUUCAACUGCAUCACAAAAGAAAUUCAUUUCCAAAAAAGUGAAGUGUUAUGGACAGUUAUUUUAAAGUAUCUGGAUAAAUUUGAAGGAAAUAAUUUGAAAUUAUUACUAAAACUCAUUAAAAUCAUUAUUAAAAAUAAAGAAGAAAUGGUUAAAGAUCCAGCAGCAUGGGCAUUAAAAUUAGGACAACUCAUUCAGAAGUAUCAAAAUAAUAAUGAAUUAAUUGCUGAAAUAGUUGAUGUGUCAAUUGACACACUCUUAGCCAUAAAAAAAUUACAACAAGAAAGUUCUAGUUUCUUGGUAAUAAAGCUGUUAUCCAUUGAAGAUCAAAAUUGUUUGAUAAAAAUUACUCGUGACUUGAUUCCAUAUUCAUCUUUUGAGACAAUGGUUUUACCAAGAGUUUUGAAGAAAAGUCAAUUUUCAAUUUUGAACAAUGAUUUAUUGGAUCUUUUUGUGAAUAUAAUUAUGUUCAAAUCUCCACCAAAACUUGGUGGGAUUGAAUUUGAAAAGUGGAAUAAGUUCAAUCUUAAUAUUCAGGGCAAAGAAAAUUAUACUUAUCUAGCUAAUAUUUUGAAUACUUUUGAAGAGAUUAGUUCAGUUAAUGAAGAUUUCUUAAAAGUUUUAUAUAUUAUUCCACAUCUGUCUACUUUAUCAGAUGAAAUAUAUAAUGCAGUUACAAAGAGCUUGAUGAAUUUAUACAAAAGAAUUCAACAGAAAGAAAAUAGUACAGAUGGAAAUAAUUUUGCAUUUCUACUUGCCAUGGAGUCUGUAUUGCGAAUAGCGAGUUCGGAUAAAUUAUUCGAUUUAAUCCAAAAUCUUCCGAACCUUUUAGAUACAUUGUGUUUUUAUCAAAAUGAUACAGCAGUUUUGAAAUCUUUAGAUAUGCUAUUGAGUUAUAUGAAAAAUUCUAGUUGUGAAAAUGAAUAUAUUAAUCUGUCCGUAUUUGAUCACAUUCAUCAAGCUUUAGUUUCAAAAUUAGGAUCAUCAAAUUCAUUAAUACGUCUAACUGUGUCACAUAUUUUUUCACUGUUUGCUUCAAUUCCAACAAUGAAGCCUCCUACUUCUGAAGAAAAUCUAUCAAAAUCAGCUUUGGAAUUACCUUACUUAGCUGAAUGUCAACCAGUUACAGUCCACCAAUAUCGCCAACGUCUUGUAUACUCUCAGUCUCUUAAUUCUAACAGUGCUUCAGUUAUUCACCUUGAAGCUAAAUAUCAAGAUAUCCCUAUACACCAUUGUUUUGGCAGUCUGUAUUUGAACUUCCGUCUUAUUUGGGAUCCAAUGUGUCAGAUAAUAACAUCAUAUGCCAACCCAGAUUGCAAAGUAUUUUGGCCAAUUUUUAUUUCUAAAUUAAGAAGUAUAAAUGCUGAGAAAGAUGAAGUAGAUAAAGUUUGCAAACCAAGUUAUGGAAAUGAAAUAUUAAAUGAUACUGUUAGCAAAGUUUACACAAGUGAUAAAAUUGACCUAGAGAAUGUUCGAUAUCUGUUAUGGAAGUGUAUGGGUAUGAUGACCACGUACAUAGAACCAAAAAAUCGAGAUUAUGUUGAUAUUUUUAUAGAUUUUGUUGAAAAAAACUUUUAUCGUGCAUACUCAGAGGAAGCAAAAUCUUGUUCCAUUAGAAUUUAUAAAACAGAUGAAUCUAACAAAAAAUUGUCUGAUAAAAAGAGCUUUGAUGAUGAAACAUCUACAGAAUCAACUCGUCGUGAACGAGUCCAACUUCUUGUUACAAUGCUUCAAGUUUUUGGCAAAUUUACAAAUACUCGAUCGCUGUCACGUGAACCGGAAAUUUGUAGCAUUUACCACCAUUUUCUAACUUCCAAAGACUUGGAAAUUCAAAAAGCUGCUUUAAACUGUAUUUAUACUUACAAGCACAAAUAUAUAGUUCCUUACCAAAUACAAUUGGACAAUAUUGUAAAUGAACAAAAUCUUAAAAAUGAGCUAGUGAGAUUUCAAAUAAGCGUUGAACAAUCUGAAAUUCAAGAGGAACAUAGAGAGGGGUUGAUGCCCAUAUUAAUGAGAAUCCUUCAUACUAAAAUGAGUCAACGUGUUGGAAUGCGUACUGGUGGUAAAGCAGGUGGACUUGUUAAAAGAAAAACCAUUUUAAGAUUUUUGGCAGGUAUAAAAGAAGAAGAAAUGAUGGUAUUCAUUCGCAUGGCCUUUAAACCUUUUGAAAACUACUUACCAAUUCUUAAAGUUGAAAAAGAAUCUCAGAACGAUGUUAAAUUAUGUGCAAUGAUUAGAGAACUCAUUCCCAAUGUUGAUCUUGACAACGUCAUUCCACCAAAACGUCUUCAAAGUGCUAUGAAUCUAAUAUCAACAAUGAUAGAGCAGUUUGGUGGAAAAAUGACAAAACAUGUACUUCCACAUUUACUGUCAAUACUUGUGUGCAUUCUUGCUCAAACUGUUGGUAUACUUGAUUUAGUUAAUGAUGUACAUCCUGAUUUUUUGAAAAUGAUCAAAAAUGUUAGGAACACUGGAAUUAAUGUGCUUGCUAGAUUCUUCCAACAUUUCGAAUAUUAUGACUGGACAAGUGAUGAAAUUGAUGCUGUAUUUGAAACAGCUGUAUUCCCUUGGUUAAAUAAACUGCCAAUUGAAGGCAUUCAUAGUCCGACUCCUUUAUUGAAAAUGUUUGACAUUUGGAGUAAAAAUCCUCGUUAUUAUCCUCUUUUUGUGAAAUUAAAUAAGAACAAUCAAACACCAAUCAACUUUGUAAUAGAACUAUUAUCCAAUGAAAAAACUGAGAAGUCUGUGCUCAGAAUGAUUAUGGAAAUUAUUGAAAAGUUACUAACUACACUAGACUUUGAAAAAGAGGAUCCAGAAGCAAUGGAUGUCGAUGACACGAUAAAAGCUAAAUCUCUUUUUGAUGUUGUUACUGGAAAAGUAGAAAUUGUUAGAGAUGAUACAAUUAAUUAUGGUUCUGCCAUGUUACUUCCUCACGUAAGUAAAAUAUUGGCUUUUUUGGUAAAGAAAUUGAGAGAACAGAAGAAACAUGGAGCAAAUCGCACGGAAUUAACCGUUCUAUCGUCAAUUACGGAAUUUGCUACUGAUCCUGAAACCAGUGAUACAUUGCUCACUUUGACAUUACCGAUUCUCACGAAAAAAUCUGGUGAUUCCGAAGACGUUGUUAUGGGAUUUUUAACAGCAGUUGCUAACUUAAUGAAGCGUGUUAAUAAUCCUGCAAUAUAUUUGCGACCCGUUCAACAACUUUUGGCUCUUUUAACUACGCCACAAGCGAGAAAAUUAUUGAUGCAAGUUCUAGAAGAAGUUGCUCGAAAUAACGAAGAUUUACAAAAUAAUCAUAGGCUUUUGGUAGAACUGAAUGCUUAUGAUCGGCGUUGGAUCGAACAAGCUGAUUAUGAUCGGAGAUUAAACGCAUUUCAACAGAUCGACAGCUUGAUCAGGGAAGAAAAAGUAACCGUUGAUUUUGGUGUAUCUAUUAUUUUAAAUUGCUACUACUUUUUAAAAACUGAAAAUGAACAAUCUAUGGAAGAUCGAGCUAGCGAAUGCUUGAAAUACAUAAGUGUUUAUUUGUGCAAAAAGUUCAAUGCUGUACCGAGCGACAGAAGAUACCUCGUAGAAGAUACUAUAUUGAACUUGAUUCGCAAUGGAAUAAAGGAUAAACGUGACAAGGUAAAGUUGCAGUCCAUAGCCUAUUUAGGGCAUAUGGCCAUGGAGUGUCCAGAUGUGCAUGUAGUAUUACGCGAUCUCCACGCCUUAACAAACAAGGUAGAUCCAGAAGUGGAUUUCUUUAACAAUAUUGGACACAUACAGCGCCAUCGUCAUGGUCGCGCUCUAUUAAAGUUCUGUAGCGUCGCAAAAACCCUCACUAGAGCUCCAAAUCCGAGAACACUUUCGCAAUUCAUUUUGCCUCUUGCAUCUUAUUAUCUGUGCAAUGAAAAAUAUGCAAACAAGGAUGGCCAUAAUACUAUCACCGCAGCUAUUGACACCGUCGGUACCGUAUGCAGAUUGUUGCCAUGGAAUCAGUAUGAAUUCGUACUCAAGUACUACUUGUUCAAGUUGCGAAACAAUAUGGAACACCAAAAACAAGUCAUUAGAAUAGUGGUAGCGAUUUUAGACGCUUUCCAUUUCGAUCUGUCAAAAUAUAAAGAAGUCAAUGAAGCCGUUGAGGAUAACAACGAGAAUGACGACGAUGAGAGCGUUGAAGAUGACUCAAAAUUCGAAAAUGUCGAAAAUGAAACUGAAGAUGUUCCCAAUGUUGAAGAUGUUGAUGAAUCGGCAGAAAAUGAAAAUGCCGAAGAAAAUGAAAAUGCUGAACCAGACACGGAAGAAGUCCCUAUUGUUCAAGAAAUACCUAUUGUAGAAAGACAAACAGUCCUAUCACAAUAUAUGGCGAGGCGACUCGUGCAGAGUAUUUCCACUGUGUUACUGCCUCAAUUGCACCGAAGUAUCACCGUACGAGCCCGUUUAGAUGGGGCCCACAAAGUCAACAAAAAGAUUGUACGUGAUGAUCAGGAGGAACGUGAUUUGCAACGAGUACCCAUUGCUUUAGCUAUGGUCAAAUUGCUACAGAAGCUCCCGAGCAAUAUACUCGAUACAAAUGUGCGAGGAAUAUUUAUGAAAGUUUGUACCUUCUUGAAAUCUCGUCUUGAAUCGGUGCGUAGGGACACUCGAAAAAUUUUAGAGGAAAUCAUGAUUACUCUUGGACCCGACUAUUUACAUCAUUUACUUGUAGAAAUGAACAGUUUGUUGACUCGUGGAUUCCAAGUUCACGUUUUAGCUGUUACUGUUCAUGCAGUUUUAAUCAAAUUAGAGCCUUCACUUGAGCCUAAGCAUAUUAAGGCAAAUAUGGCAUUGUUACAUAGUGUGUGUAAGAUAGAUUUAUUCGGGCCAUCGGCCGAAGAGAAAGAGAUUUCUGGAAUCAUAAAAAAUACUUCAGAAGCUAAAGCCACUAAGAGUUAUGAUAUUUACAAAAUUAUGGGCCAAUUCACUGGUGCAGACUCGUUGGUUCCUUUAAUUCAACCUUUACGCGAUGUUUUACGCACGAAUUCAUCAAAAACCAUUCGCAAGGCUACUACAUCCUUACAAGAAAUUGGAAAGGGACUUGCACGUAACACUUUUAUACCCCUUACAAAUUUAUUGAGUUUUCUUCAAGGCGUAGUAAACGAAACUAUACCGGAGAUUAUGCCAGACUCUAAACGUAAAAAAAACAACGAGGAUAAACAAGCGAAAUCGAAAUUCCUUACUGACGAAGAUCGUACACUUUCACUGAUUAUUCAGCCACCACCUAAAACGAGAAUGGGUAUCAAGACCAAAUCGAAAAUUUCCGAAGACACCAAUGCAAACGUGAUCAUGGAAUUUGGACUGAGGAUUUUGAGUUUAUUAUUGAAACAAAAUAAGCUCAAUGAUCAGGAUUCGAAAAAGCAACUUGAUGGAUUCGUGCCAUUUUUGAGUCGUUGUUUAGAAUCACAACAUGUAGAGUUGAGUACAUUAGCAUUGCGUUGUCUAUGUCAUGUUGUGGCGACUGAUUUACCGAACGUUCGAAAGUUUUCAACGGAAAUUUGUGAAUCAAUGUUUAAGAUUCUGCACAAAUAUGCGGUAUCAGGUCUUGGUAAAGGUGUCAAUUUCGAUCUCGUGAUGACUGCUUUCAAGGCCAUGUCUAUUCUAGUAAAAGAUGCUAAACAUUUUAAACUUACUCCAGAACAGUUAAAGAUUUUAUUACAAUAUGUUGAAAAAGAUAUACAUGAUCAUGAACGAAGAGCAACAGGGUUUGAUUUACUAAAAGCUAUUAUAAAGCGAAAACUUAUAGUUCCCCAAAUGCAUGAAGUUAUGGAAGAAGUGUCAAAACUUAUUGUUACUUCAAAAUCAGAAGAUGUGCGGAAAAGAGCUCGAAAUGCUUGUUACACCUAUUUAAUGGAUUAUCCUGUGGAUAAAGAGAACUUAGAAAGUCGUAUAAAUUUCUUCUUCAGGAAUCUUGAAUUCUCGGAGGCUUUUGGUCGCAUGAGUGUAAUAACAAUGGCAUAUGAAAUCAUUACUACCUUUCCACAGCAAAAACUUGAAGAAUUUGCAGAAGAACUUUUCUGUUUACUUGCUCCAAGAUUGGUCAAUGAAGAAGAUCAGACUUGUCAGAAAAACGUAGCCAAGUGCAUAAGAGAAUUAAUAAACCGUAUCUCACAUAAUCUGAAAAGCAAACUUUUUAAUUUCACUUGUCUUUGGAUGGAAGAAGAAAAACUGAGGUUCAGAAGACUAGCAGUUCAAGUUUGUGGAAUGUUCGUCCAAACGGAAAAAAAUGACUUUUCUUCUAGAUUAGAUAGACUCCUACCUCUUUUGAUGAAACAAUUUAAUAAAAAUUUAGAUGAAAUUGAUGAAAAUGCCCCAGGGCGUUUCGUCAAACAAGUUAAAUCAAUUUUUGUUAAGGAUCGUAAAGUAAAGAGUAUGAAAAGUCUGAGAGAUCACCAUUUCAUUUUAGUUUUUGAACUAAUUCUUAAGAUAUGUAAAAAUUGUCCGAACUUUUUGGGCAAAGGCGCAAAUGAGAAAAACAAAUACCAGAAAUACGUUGAUAUUUUGCGAGAUUGCUGUCAUUCACAUUUAGUUCAUCCACAUUUAUGGGUAAGAGAGAGGGCAUCUCAAGUGCUUGGGUUUGUACUCCAUGCUGUGGAUGUUAAGAAAUGGUCGGCUGAAAAAUUACGCAGUCUUAUCUUAGAUAACGUAGAUCAAUUGGACCCCGGAGUAGAUCACGAAGAAUUUUUUGAUCAAAUUAUUAAAAAUCUUCUAUAUUUGGCAAAAUUCGUAGAAAUUGAAAAUACAGAGGAAUCAGAAAAGAAGAUGUCUUUACAUUGGCUCAUAAAAUCCCUGAGAAAGAAAAUUAAUUUGGAAAUAACUCAAGCACCACAAUCAAUAGUAGUGAGGAAAGCGGUAUUUCACUGGAUAGCAGGUGUGACUGUCAAUAUUGACAUCGAAAAAUUAAAGCCAAUGCUGCCUCAAUUAGUAUCGCCAUUGGUGCGCGAAAUGUCAACUACUGAAGUGGAAAAUGCACCUCUCCGACAGUUAGCUAAAGAAGUAUCUACAAUGUUCAAAAAACUUCUGGAUGUGGACGAAUACACUCGACUCUUCAAUGCCGCAAGUCAACAUUUGGAAGUGAAAAGAGCCGAAAAGAAGGCAGAGAGAUCCCGCCAGUUUGUAACCAAUCCAGAAAUAGCCAAUAAAAGAAAAUUGAAGAGGCAAGAGAAAAAGAGAAAACGAAAAUCAGAUGUAAAAAGACGGUCAAAACCUAAAAAGAUGCGAAUGAAUGAUGACGAAGACAAUUAAUGUUAUUUUGUAUGAUAGCUUAGGAAAAUUGUUAGAGUUAAUUAAAAAAAAUUUUUUUUA
Messenger RNA from Trichogramma pretiosum, 8412 nucleotides. RefSeq names its product small subunit processome component 20 homolog. The record is from RefSeq and is a predicted model, not a curated record. The transcript has 13 exons. NCBI's taxonomy places the organism in Eukaryota, Metazoa, Arthropoda, Insecta, Hymenoptera, Trichogrammatidae. Gene Ontology annotation, cellular component: nucleolus; 90S preribosome; small-subunit processome. Bases 289 to 8352 code for a protein of 2687 amino acids.